AUGCUCCGGGAAGCUUCGAACUGGUUCGAUCAAUAUAAUAUCACGGCGAACGUGGCGAGCGUCAUCAAGGAUCUGCACCAGAGAGCGCAGAAAACAGUAGCGCGCUCACAGUUACCACUGCCACUAGCAUUAAAUUCUCCCAGAGAUGAUGGCUGGGAUGUUCAAAUCGAUAAUUUCAAUGAGGAUCUGUCGCAAUACACACUUGAGAAGAGUGAACGUUCUGCUACACAGCUUCCUGUAAAUUUUAGAUUCUUUAUGGUCAGACCUAAGAUUAAAGAACCAACUAAAGCAGAAAAGGCUGCAAAUAAAGGACCUUUAUAUAAAAAGUACAAAUUUAAAGACUUUAUAAGUUUAAGUAACAAUAAGGAGAGUAAGGAGGGGAAGAAAGACAAGAGUAAGUUAAAGUAUCAGAAUGCCUUUAAAGGAGAGGUAAAAUCAUAUAUAUAUAGUCUUUGUAGCGGCGAAUCCAAAUAUGUCUCCGACCCAAGUUGGGGAUACAUCUAUAUCAACAGUCGUAUUGAAUCAAUUCACAACCCUAUGGACAACAACUGUCAAAGAAUUGGCCAGGAUCUUCAUGAAGGAGAAGGUUAUCUACAUUAA
This is a messenger RNA of Rasamsonia emersonii CBS 393.64, 600 nucleotides long. RefSeq lists its product as uncharacterized. Lineage: Eukaryota; Fungi; Ascomycota; Eurotiomycetes; Eurotiales; Trichocomaceae. The transcript is spliced from 7 exons. The record is from RefSeq and is a predicted model, not a curated record. The coding region runs from base 1 to 600 and encodes 199 amino acids.